CCGUCUCACUUCGUCGCCCUCCGCUGACGAAAAGAGUGCACCGCUUCCGCCGAGGCAGACGAUAUUUGGAACUUUAUGAAAGAAUGUCAUUAAUUGUUCCUUCUGAAGUCUUGGACUAUAUUCCUGGUAGUAAAUGCCGACAUACUAAAGAUUCAUGCGACUGCCGAAAUUUGAGGCAAAACUCCUGAUGACUUGACGCACAUUUUUUUUUAAGAGGAAGACAUUCUUGAGAAUUACAAUGAUGUGGGCCAAACGAAACGAAGAUUCUCAAUCUGUGAACUCCAUCCGCUGGACAUCGAAACCCGAUGAAGACACUACCUCUGUGAAAUCCGUCCAGAAGGAACCGAAAAAGGAAUCUGGUUUCAAACCGGACGAAGAAAACCUCGAAGUGAGCAAUGUAAUCGGCGGUUACGGGCCCUGGCAGAGAGACAUUUUUGUAUUAUUAUUCCUUGCAUCCAUUCCAUCCGCAUGGCAUAACCUUCAAAUGACAUUUAUGGCACCUAGCGGAGUAGAAUUCUGGUGUGCUAGGCCAGACCACUUACUUCAGGUGGAAGUCGAAGAGUGGCGGAAUUUCAGUGCGCCGCCUCCGGAUCUAGGGCUGGACAGUCGAUGUUACACAAAACCAUACUGGCGCCUUCCGGACAACGCCAGCCUGGUCGAAAGCGACAUACUGAAGUGCACUUCUUGGGAGUACAACAGCACAUUCUAUCAGUCUACCAUUAUAGAUGAGUGGGAUUUGGUCUGUGACAGAGAUUGGUUAAUAUCUUUCUCAAUGUCCAUAUACAAUGUAGGUUACCUCAUUGCUGUGCUGGUCUUUGGACAACUCUCAGAUAGCAUUGGACGAAAGCCUACAUUGGUUUUUUCUUACGUGAUGAACGUAUCCGCUGGACUGCUAUCAGCAUUUGCGCCAUCUUUUCCUAUGUUUGCCAUUUUGAGAUUUUUUACCGCAGUUGGUGGAGCUGGAUUCUAUACUGUUUCUUUCGUUAUACUGAUGGAAAUGGUGAGUCCUCGUUUUCGAUCCAUGGUUGGCGUGGCUAUUAACUUCGGCUGGUGCUUAGCCUUCAUCAGUUUGCCUGCAGUUGCUUGGAUCAUCAGAGACUGGUUUUGGUUGCAACUGGCCUUAACCUUACCAAAGCUACUCUUCAUAUCAGUCUUCUGGGUGGUUCCCGAGUCACCCAGAUGGCUGUUGAUCCGCAAUCACCGAGAAGCCUUCAAGCAAGUGGUUUUGAAGGCGGCCAGGAAGAAUGGUGUUAACGAAUCCUAUGCCCAAGCAGAAGCUGAAAAGCUUCUCCUGCGUAGUGAUGAGUUGAGACCUGAAGCUGUGUCUUCGACGGUUUUCGAUCUCUUCAAGACACCAAGGCUGAGGAGAAACACUCUAGUCCUCUUCUAUAAUUGGUUAGUUAAUUCCUUCAUCUACUUCGGCCUCUCGUACAACACGGAGAAGCUGAGCCUGAAUCCCUACGUCAGUUUCUUCCUGUCGGGAGCGGUCGAAUUUCCAGCAUACCUCAUCACCAUGAAGGUCAUCGGUUCAUCUGGUAGAAGGAGACCCCUGGCCAUCGCCAUGAUGGUCGCUGGAAUAGCCUGUUUGCUUACUAUACCAGUUCCAUCUGAUAUGGUCGUCUUGAAAGCCUUCUUUCCCUUGGUGGGCAAAUUUUGCAUCACUGCAACCUUCGCUACGGGGUACGUGUAUUCAGCUGAAAUAUUUCCCACCGUCGUCCGGAACGUUGGAUUGGGAACUGGUUCUACAGUUGCCAGGAUUGGAUCCACACUAGCACCAUUCAUUCGAGAGUUGGGUUCCGGUACAUUCACAAGUCUUCCAGAUAUACUUUAUGCAGCUCUAUCUGUGUCGAGUGGUCUUUUGAUCUUUCUGCUACCAGAAACUAAUAAUCAGCCUUUUGCUGAUACACUCGAACAAGCAGAAAACAUCGGAAAAACACAAAAAGAAGCUGCUGAAGAUAAAGAAAAAAUUUAGAAAAAGGAAGAACUAUAUUUUGAUAAUAUUUCUCAAGGAAUAUUUUAUUGUCUUUUAUGCUUUGUAUAUUUCAUCAAGUGCCAAUUGAAUACCACAACAUUUCGCAGGCAUUUAGAAAUACGCGAACUUUGCUAAUUUAUUUCCUUUUGUACAGGAAGAACAUCAGUUUUUAGUACGAAAAUGUAGAUACGUGUUUAUGCUGAAUGGCAUGCAUGCUUUUGUAUGAUUUGAACAUAAUAAAGAUUGAA
This is a messenger RNA of Uloborus diversus, 2220 nucleotides long. RefSeq names its product organic cation transporter protein-like. Gene Ontology annotation, molecular function: transmembrane transporter activity. The coding region runs from base 239 to 1972 and encodes 577 amino acids. NCBI's taxonomy places the organism in Eukaryota, Metazoa, Arthropoda, Arachnida, Araneae, Uloboridae. Gene Ontology annotation, biological process: transmembrane transport. The transcript is spliced from 11 exons. The record is from RefSeq and is a predicted model, not a curated record. Gene Ontology annotation, cellular component: membrane.